Molecule: messenger RNA, 1453 nt
Organism: Labrus mixtus (cuckoo wrasse)
Lineage: Eukaryota; Metazoa; Chordata; Actinopteri; Labriformes; Labridae
Product: complement factor I-like
Exons: 10
Coding region: 1-1020 (339 amino acids)
Biological process (GO): proteolysis
Molecular function (GO): serine-type endopeptidase activity
Source: RefSeq, a predicted model, not a curated record
AUGGUGCAUUCAGUUGAGUCAAGUGUCGAUGAAAAUGACUCGUCAUUUGUUAGUUCUGUCAGUUUAAAACCAUCCGUCAGUGAUUGUACUCUUUAUAAAAUAGGUCUUUUUCCAACAGAUCUGAAGGUUGAUAAACGACUCAACAACACAGAGUAUCAUUCUCCAAAGGAAGAAAUAAAGGUCAGCAGGAAGCAUAUGGAGUCCAGGUUAUACUGUGGGAUCCCCAAUGCGACCACGGUGGACGAUCUGGAGGCAGAGGAGCGAGGACGGAGCAGCCGAGUCAAGAGAGUGGUGGGAGGAGUCCCAGCAAACCCGACUCAGAUCCAGUGGCAGGUCGCUCUGGAGGAAAGAGGGAAGAUUGAUUGUGGGGGCGCUUAUAUCGGAGGAUGCUGGGUAAUCACCGCUGCUCACUGCGUCAGGCCCAACCCGUCUGCAUUCAAAGUGAAGUUUUCUCUCUGGAAGAAGUCUCGCGCUCAGGACACGACCGACAUCGUUCCCGUCGAGGAGAUUCACAUCCACCCAAUGUACAACGCCAGCACGUACCAGAACGACAUCGCUCUGGUGCAGCUGGAGAAGCUUCCCUUCAAAGAGGAGUGUCUGGUGGAUAACCCGGCCGUCAGCGCCGUCUGCGUUCCUUGGACAACACACCUGUUCCAGCCCAACCACACCUGCAGCAUCUCCGGGUGGGGGCGGACUGCAGACGGCCGAGCAGCUCAGGUUUUACAGUGGGCCAACGUGUCCCUCAUCGAUGACUGUCAGGGAUUUUACAAAGAUCGCUUCAAACCGGGCAUGAUGUGUGCAGGUGAUCUGGACGGCAGUGUGGACUCGUGUCAGGGGGACGGCGGGGGUCCUCUGGUCUGUGAGGAUGAACUCGGGGUGUCUUACCUCUGGGGCAUCGUGAGCUGGAGGGAGAGGUGUGGGCAGCCCGGUUUGCCCGGUGUUUAUACACAGGUGGCUCAUUACUUUGAGUGGAUCAGACUUCACACCGGCUGGCCUGCAGUCACCAGGUUUAACUCCUGAUGAACACACUGAUCACAUCACAAAUUAAUCAAAUUACACCUAGAAAACAUGUUUUCAGAAUAUUAAAUCUAGAAAAUCUGUCUAAUCCAUUCCUGCAGCUGAUGGUACUUUUUUUUACUUGUUGUCACUUAAUAAAGGUGAACACGCCCACAAUGUGUCUGGAUGUGUGAUAAAUCAGGAGGGGGAAGCAGAAUACGACUUUUAAAAAUGUGAUUUAUUUUUUCUUUGUUUUGAAUAAAAAAGCAGACGACCAUUAAAAUGAGAGUGAUAAACAUUUUUCAAAAACAGGAAGACAAAUGUGCAAAAAAAACAUUCACACGAGACGAUGUUACACACGGAGACCACGGACAUGAGGACGGUGAGAUGGAGAUGGAGGACGAUGGUCGUCGUCGACCGGCUGUCCUGCUGUGUGGUUGAUUUAACAGCGAGAAAC